AUUAUCUUCAUAAACUUAUGUGGUUUGUAGUAUGUAUAUUAAUUAAUUAUAUACAAUAAUAUAGUGAGCCUUUGUUAUGAGUGUACGUUGAACGAUUUUAUUGGUUUAUGUAUUGUUUUCGAUAACUUUUACUCUAAACUGAAAAUUUGCCACGUAUAUUCUGAUAAUAAUUUAACUACAAAAGUAGAAAUGUGUGGUUCUGAUAAGAAGUUAGAUAAAAUUCGUGCGCUUAUCCUUGUGGGCGGUUAUGGAACGCGUUUAAGACCCCUAACACUAAGUAGACCAAAGCCAUUAGUAGAGUUUGCUAAUAAACCAAUACUUAUGCACCAAAUUGAAGCACUUGUCGAUGCUGGAGUAAAUGAGGUAAUAUUAGCUGUCUCAUAUAGAGCUGAAGACAUGGAGAAGGAAUUGACUGAGCAAGUUUCAAAGCUUGGUGUUUCGUUAACAUUCUCACAUGAGACAGAACCUUUAGGUACUGCUGGGCCAUUGGCUUUAGCCAGAGAACUAUUAAAUACAAGUACAGAACCCUUUUUUGUCCUGAACUCUGAUGUAAUAUGUGAAUUCCCUUUUAAAGAUCUUGCAAAAUUCCACAGGAAUCAUGGCAAGGAAGGUACAAUAGUAGUUACUAAAGUUGAGGAGCCUUCAAAAUAUGGUGUGGUUCUUUAUAAGGAAAAUGGAGAGAUUGAAAGUUUUGUUGAAAAGCCACAAGAAUUUAUUUCUAAUAAAAUUAAUGCAGGUAUUUACAUAUUAAAUCCAUCAGUUCUAAGUAGAAUAGAGUUACGUCCAACCUCAAUCGAAAAAGAAAUUUUUCCAUUAAUGGCCCAGGAUGGUCAUCUCUAUGCUAUGGAACUGCAAGGAUUCUGGAUGGAUGUUGGACAACCAAAAGACUUCCUUACAGGAAUGUGCCUCUAUCUAAACAGUCUCAGACAAAAGAAUUCAAGUAAACUAUACAAUGGUGUAGAAGUAGUUGGUAAUGUUUUGGUUGAUCCCACGGCAACUAUAGGCAAAGGUUGUCGCAUAGGACCCAAUGUUACCAUAGGUCCUGACGUAGUUAUUGAAGAUGGGGCAUGUAUAAAACGCACCACAAUAUUACGUGGUGCUUGUGUAAGGCAGCAUGCUUGGCUUGAUGGGUGUAUUGUAGGGUGGCGGUCAGUUGUGGGUCGUUGGGUCAGAAUGGAGAAUUGCACAGUGCUUGGUGAAGAUGUUAUAGUAAAAGAUGAACUCUAUGUCAAUGGAGGUCAAGUACUUCCACACAAGUCUAUAGCCUUAUCUGUGCCUGAACCACAGAUUAUUAUGUAAAGACUGAUGUAUUAUAUUUUUUAUUAAAUUAAUUAAACUAUGACUUAUUUGCGAUUAUAUUAUUCCAGAUUAAAUAAACCAGGAUGCUGUCCAAAUGUAAAAUUAUUUAUUCUAAUUUGUUGUAAACAAUUUUAUUUUUAUAUAAUAAUUUUCUAUUUCUAAUAUCCUUUUUGUUUUAAAUAUGUAAAUGAACAUCUCUUACAAGUUCUCUUUAAUAAACCAUUACUAUUGACAGAGUGAUUAAUUAUGUAUUAUUGAUUUCAUAAUGUACAAGUGCCAGCUUCAAAAUUAUAUUUUAAUACAUAAUUAAUCGUACACAUUAAGGUAAAUAAAAGUAUAUUUGAAUUUUUACCAGCUAAAAACUGCAAUAUUUUUUUAAACAUUCCGAAAAUUAUUUUUAUUUAGAUACUUUAGUUAACUAACAGAAAUAGCAAAUUUUUUAUUAGAAGAUCCCAAGAAGGGAAUUUAUAGAAUAUGUUGUAGUAUGAUUGUAAUUGCAAUUAUUAAUUUUAUUAUUUUUAUGUAAUUAUUUUUUUAAAUAAAGUUCAUUUGUAUUAGAA
Messenger RNA from Pieris rapae (cabbage white), 1859 nucleotides. RefSeq names its product mannose-1-phosphate guanyltransferase beta (gene Gmppb). Gene Ontology annotation, biological process: GDP-mannose biosynthetic process; cell wall mannoprotein biosynthetic process. NCBI's taxonomy places the organism in Eukaryota, Metazoa, Arthropoda, Insecta, Lepidoptera, Pieridae. The record is from RefSeq and is a predicted model, not a curated record. The transcript is spliced from 6 exons. Gene Ontology annotation, molecular function: GTP binding; mannose-1-phosphate guanylyltransferase (GTP) activity. Gene Ontology annotation, cellular component: cytoplasm. The coding region runs from base 190 to 1299 and encodes 369 amino acids.